GCAUAUUCUCUAAACGACCUAGUCAAACAAUAUAUGUGAUACUAACAGUCGCUAAUAAUGUGUAACGUUAAUAUGUUUGUUGGAAAUCCCCAUCAUCUCCCCUCCACAUUCCGCUGUUUGGAUCAUUCCGUCUCGAGGCCUGCGCGAGAGAAGGGAGUGUUUUCCCCGUCAUACACAGAAGUUCUAGUUGUCAGGCUAAUUUUUUUUCCCCAGAACUUUACUAAUUGUAUUUAAGACAGGCCGAUUGUACCACUGGGGUUAACACUAUUUUGGUAAUAAGUCCAGUUUUCUAACUCAGUUUGUUUUUUCUCGUCACGACAGCGGGCUAGCCUCGUUAGCCAAGUUAGCUCGCUAGCCGGAGUACGGAGACCUCAUAAUGCCUACGCUGCGGGACAGCACAAUGUCCCACCCCGGAGAAAACCCUCACCAGGUCCGGGUAAAAGCAUACUAUAGAGGGGACAUCAUGAUCACACAUUUUGAGCCCUCCAUCUCCUAUGAGGGUCUGUGCAAUGAGGUGCGGGACAUGUGCUCCAUGGACAAUGACCAGCUCUUCACCAUGAAAUGGAUUGAUGAAGAAGGGGAUCCGUGCACCGUUUCUUCUCAGCUGGAGCUGGAGGAGGCCUUACGUCUCUAUGAACUCAACAAAGACUCAGAGCUCAUUAUUCACGUGUUUCCGUGUAUACCUGAGAAGCCUGGCAUGCCCUGUCCUGGAGAAGACAAAUCCAUUUACCGUCGUGGAGCUCGACGCUGGAGGAAACUUUACUAUGCCAGUGGACAUGCGUUUCAGGCCAAGCGCUUUAAUAGGCGUGCUCAUUGUGCCAUCUGCACAGAUCGUAUCUGGGGCCUGGGCAGGCAGGGGUACAAGUGCAUAAACUGUAAACUGCUGGUUCAUAAGAAAUGCCAUAAAUUGGUGACAGUGGAGUGUGGUAGACAGGUAAUACAGGACCCAAUGAUUGGAAGAAUCGAUCCUGGGUCCAGUCCAUCAGAGCAUGCUGAUCAAGUUCUAGACAAAAAGAACUCAACGGAAAGUAUCAAUCACGAGGGAGAGGAACAUGAGGCUGUGGGCAGUCGGGAGUCCGGGAAGGCUGUGUCCAGUUUGGGGCUUAUAGACUUUGACCUGCUCCGAGUGAUUGGCAGGGGCAGCUACGCCAAGGUGCUGCUGGUGCGCCUCAAAAAGACAGAGCGCAUCUACGCCAUGAAGGUGGUGAAGAAGGAGCUUGUGAACGAUGAUGAGGAUAUUGACUGGGUUCAAACAGAAAAGCAUGUAUUUGAGCAGGCUUCCAACCAUCCCUUCUUAGUGGGACUUCACUCCUGCUUCCAGACAGAGAGCAGGCUAUUCUUUGUAAUUGAGUACGUGAAUGGAGGGGAUCUCAUGUUCCACAUGCAGCGACAGAGAAAACUUCCAGAAGAGCAUGCCAGGUUUUACUCAGCAGAGAUCAGUCUUGCCUUGAACUACCUCCAUGAGCGUGGCAUUAUUUACCGGGACCUGAAACUGGACAAUGUUCUGCUGGAGUCAGAGGGACACAUCAAACUCACUGAUUACGGCAUGUGUAAGGAGGGACUGAGACCAGGAGACACGACCAGCACUUUCUGUGGAACCCCCAAUUACAUUGCACCUGAGAUUCUGAGAGGAGAAGACUACGGUUUUAGUGUGGACUGGUGGGCACUGGGCGUCCUGAUGUUUGAGAUGAUGGCUGGGAGGUCACCCUUUGACAUAGUUGGCAGCUCUGAUAACCCUGACCAAAACACAGAAGAUUAUCUUUUCCAAGUAAUUUUGGAGAAGCAGAUCAGAAUUCCCAGAUCAUUAUCGGUUAAAGCCGCUAGUGUGCUAAAGGGAUUCCUUAACAAGGAGCCAAAGGAGCGUCUCGGAUGUCAUCCUCAGACAGGCUUUGCAGACAUAAUGGGCCAUCCUUUUUUCCGAAAUGUAGACUGGGAUCUUAUGGAGCAGAAGCAAGUGGUCCCACCCUUCAAGCCCAACAUCUCUGGCGAGUUUGGGCUGGACAACUUUGAUGCCCAGUUCACUAAUGAACCCAUUCAGCUCACGCCUGACGAUGAUGAUGCUGUAAAGAAGAUCGACCAGUCUGAGUUUGAAGGCUUUGAGUACAUCAACCCUCUGCUGAUGUCGGCGGAGGAGUGUGUGUGAAUGGCCUGUCUGUUUCUGUCGCGUGCAUAUCAUCGCUGCCUUUAUUUGCAUGGUCACAAACAAUCGCAAGAAAGGAAACGACAACCUGACUUCAUUUUGUUGGGACCAGAUGGAGCAUUAACUUUGCCAAACCUCUUUCACUUUCUGCCAUUUAUAACCACUAGUCCUUAAGUAAAAAAAAAAAAAAGAAAAAGAAAACUUGAUUAUUUUUGUCAUCAGCACUGAUGAAAUGAAACUUAUCAGUGUCUUUAUUUGUUGACGAACGUAGUUGGAAUGUCAGUUUUAAGUUUCUGGACACUGCAAACUAAAGGAAAAGAAUGACUGAUGGUACGCAGGACCUCUUAAUAUCUGAUACACCUUUUAUUUGUAUAUAUUAAAGAGAAUCCAUUGAGACAUAUAGUAAGCCAUUUUUAAACUCUAUACCACAUGGGAUAUUCUUGAAAACUUUUUUUUUCUGAUUAUCUAUUCUGCAUCUCCUCAGAAAAAAAUAUAGUGUAAGGAAGAAAAAUACUUUUCAUUGUUUUUUUAUUAUUAUUUAAAAAUACUGUCAUCUAUAUAAAAUGUGCACAAUGUAAUGAAUCAGAGUUUUCCAUAAGUUUUAAGAUGAUUUAGGCAUGUGGCCUCACUUUUGAUUGAAGUGGUAUUAAGUUUGUUUGUACGGAGAAGGGAACACUAAUGAACACUGUUGUAAAUACUCAAACUGUGAAUGGAGAAGUUUUCUGUAUAGAGACGGAAGGAGGGAGAAAUUAGACAUGAAAUACAACAGCUGUCUUCAACACAGGAGCAGAAUAAGACACUAAAACUAAUGUUCCUGUCAGUGGUUUCCAUACGGACGAGGUCAAAGUAUGUUAUUACUUUUCAACUGCUGCAUGUAUAAAGUAUUUCUCGCCAUUUUUCUUCUUUUAUAUCUUGCUUUUUAUGUUAAAUGUGAUUGCCUUUCUGUUUAAGAUAUUCAGUUUAUGUAUUUUUUUAUAUUGAACAAAUUGAAUCUCAAUGGACAAGUGUUCAUUGUUUCUCAUUAUAGUCAUAAAGAAGCUUUUUUUUUUUGGUUUGUUGAUUUUGUCCCUGUGGGUGAUUUCUAUUUAGAUCAGAUACAUGAUGUACUAAGGGGUCAUGGAACCCUUCACAGACCCAUCAAUGGCACCCAGUUUUUCGGGUGGUGCGUUUUAAAUGACCAAAUGAUGACUUUAAACACAGGCUACUCGUACACAGGAUUGCCCUCUCAUUCCUCGCCAUGCAUGCAUCAACUUGCUUAUAUUUUCACAGAUGUUCACACUGGUUUCGAGCUGUGACGAGCUUAUUAGCAACCUGGUGUUAGAAAUGAAUGAAUUGCUUUAAGCCCUCUAUGCAUUCCCAGAAAAAAGUAAACUGUGCUAAUAUGCUUUAAAGAAGCAUCAGGGGGCUGAAGUGGACCUGUUUUUUUUUUUCUUUCUAUGUUUUGUGUAUUAUUAUGCACAUUAAAAACACUAUCAAUUGACUGGAAUGAACUGUAACACUUUUUGUUAACACAAUUAAAGUAUUUAAGGAAACUCA
Molecule: messenger RNA, 3676 nt
Organism: Pimephales promelas (fathead minnow)
Lineage: Eukaryota; Metazoa; Chordata; Actinopteri; Cypriniformes; Leuciscidae
Gene: prkci
Product: protein kinase C, iota
Biological process (GO): protein phosphorylation
Molecular function (GO): ATP binding; protein binding; diacylglycerol-dependent serine/threonine kinase activity
Source: RefSeq, a predicted model, not a curated record